CCCCCAAAUCCCCCCAAAAUAACCCCAAAUCCCCCCCCCAAACCCCCGCCCCUAUUCCCCCCUCCCCAUGAGCGGGCGGCGGCUGCGCGGAGCCAUCGCUUGGGCGGCGGCCAUGCAGGGACCAAGACCCGUGGUUCUGAGCGGCCCCUCGGGUGCAGGGAAGAGCACUUUGUUAAAGAAAUUACUUAAAGAUUAUGAGAAUGUCUUUGGCUUCAGUGUCUCCCGUGAAUACACGAGGCAGCCAAGGCCUGGAGAAGUAAAUUGUAAAGAUUACCCACUUGUGACCAGAGAGGAAAUGAAGAAAGAAAUUGAUGCGUUGAAAUUCAUUGAGCAUGCAGAAUUCUGGAAUAUGUAUGGGACAAGUAAGGUGCAGUGGCAGGCUGUCCCAGGGCCCAGAACCAGAUCUGUGUCCUUGACAUUGACAUCAGGGUGUGAAGAACAUCAAGAGACAGACCUGAACCCCAUCUACAUCUCUGUGCAGCCCCCCAUCUUUGGACAUCCUGGGUGA
Molecule: messenger RNA, 508 nt
Organism: Calypte anna (Anna's hummingbird)
Lineage: Eukaryota; Metazoa; Chordata; Aves; Apodiformes; Trochilidae
Product: guanylate kinase-like
Cellular component (GO): cytosol
Molecular function (GO): GMP kinase activity
Source: RefSeq, a predicted model, not a curated record